AUGCGUGUUGUUAUUCCACCUUCCCCACAUCAAGUUUGUGCCAUUUGUUCUGACCCAACUCAUCCAAUGGAGCUUUGUCCAUCUACUAUGCAAGGUUCUGAGCAAGUUCGCCAAGUUAAUUCGUUUCAGCGACCUCGGAAUGAUCCAUAUUCGAACUCCUAUAAUCCAGGGUGGCGUAACCACCCAAAUUUUUCAUGGAGCAACCAGCAACAACAAGCUAGUUCUAGGCAUCCCUUCCAGCAACAAAUGCAGCCUUCGAGUGAGCCUAAGAAACCAGCGUUGGAGGAUAUAAUCGCUCAAUUUGUGCAGACUUCUCAACAAAAUCAGAAUACUAUGCAAGCGUCCAUCACUAAGUUAGAAACUCAAGUUGGUCAGCUGGCUACUAUUGUGCAUGAGAGGGCGCAAGGUACAUUCCCAAGCCAACCUGAAAUUAAUCCUCGAAAGUCUGAGCAUGCCAAGGCUAUUAGAACGCUGCGGAGUGGAAAAUCAUAUGGUCCACAAGAGAAUGAUGCACCAAAUGCUGGCCACGCUGAAGAUCAUGUCAAGAAGAGUGGUGAGGAGAUCAACAUUCCCUUGCUUCAAGCAAUUCAACAACUUCCUUCUUAUGCAAAAUUUUUGAAAGAUGCAUGUACGAACAAGAGAAAAUUCGCAGCUCAUGAAAAAGUGAUGUUAACUGAAGAGUGCAGUGCGGUGUUGCUCAAGAAAUUGCCUCCAAAACUAAAGGACCCAGGGAGUUUUACAAUUCCUUGUAUUAUUGGUGAUGUUCAAUUUGAUAAAGCAUUUUUAGAUUUAGGCUCAAGCAUUAACCUUAUGCCUUUGUCUAUUUUUCAGCGAUUAGGUAUUGGAGAGCUCAAAAGUACUACCGUUUCUCUUCAACUUGCGGAUAGAUCAGUCACAUAUCCUAAAGGAAUCAUUGAAGACGUGUUGAUUAGGGUGAAGCAAUUUGUGUUUCCAGCUGAUUUCUUUGUUCUUGACAUGGAGGAAGACCAUGACAUCCCACUCUUGCUAGGCCGGCCUUUCCUUGCUACUGCUGGUACAUUGAUUGAUGUGCAACAAGGAACUUUAACUUUGAGAGUUCAAGGUGAAUCAAUUGAGUUUAAGGUGUUUGAAGAUGCUAAAAAACCGGGGGACUUGGAAGAGUGCAGCCGCAUAGAUCUCCUUGACCCAAUUGGACAUGUCAACUACUUGGAAAACACCUCUACGGAUGUCUCGAAAGCCAAGUCUCCACCCACUCCAUGCAUGAAACGCAUGCCCACUUCUCUUGGACGUGCUGGAAUUUAUCAAUGUUUUAUCAAAAGCUUUUCCAAGAUGAGCCAGCUCUUGUGGCAUCUCCUUGCCAAGGAUCACACCAAGACAUUGCACGACAAGGCUAUUGUUCACAAGGAGUUUGGACAACAGCCCAAGCACUACAUGGAAGAAGUAGCAUUCUUUGCUACUUCUGCACCACCAUAG
This is a messenger RNA of Prunus avium (sweet cherry), 1452 nucleotides long. NCBI's taxonomy places the organism in Eukaryota, Viridiplantae, Streptophyta, Magnoliopsida, Rosales, Rosaceae. The record is from RefSeq and is a predicted model, not a curated record.